This is a messenger RNA of Zasmidium cellare ATCC 36951, 1857 nucleotides long. RefSeq lists its product as uncharacterized. The record is from RefSeq and is a predicted model, not a curated record. Gene Ontology annotation, molecular function: intramolecular lyase activity; geranylgeranyl diphosphate synthase activity. Lineage: Eukaryota; Fungi; Ascomycota; Dothideomycetes; Mycosphaerellales; Mycosphaerellaceae. The transcript is spliced from 2 exons. Gene Ontology annotation, biological process: biosynthetic process. The coding region runs from base 1 to 1857 and encodes 618 amino acids.
AUGGGAUUCGACUACGCGUUGGUACAUCUCACCUACACCAUUCCGCCCGCUGCCCUCCUCUCUCUCGUCUACUUCCCGCUGUGCACGCGCUUGGACCUCUACAGAAUCGCCUUUCUCAUCACCAUCGCCGUCGUCUCCACCAUCCCGUGGGAUAGCUACCUCAUCCGGAACAAUAUCUGGUCAUACCCGCCCACUGUCAUCGUCGGUCCGACCCUGUUCAGCAUUCCUCUGGAGGAGGUCUUCUUCUUCGUGAUCCAGACGUACAACACUUCCCUGCUGUACCUGCUGACCUCGAAGCCGGUCUUGAAAGAGGCGUAUCUGGUGAAGGAGGGCUCAGGCACUCAAGGCCAGAAAUGGCGCUACAUCAAGAUGGGAGGUCAGCUUGUGCUGGCACUGGCAUUGAAGAAGGCCAUAGACUUUGUCAAGUCUGAAGGGGAGAACACAUAUCUGGGACUGAUAUUGGUCUGGGCACUCCCAUUUCUGCUGCUGCUGUGGAGCUUGGCAUAUCAGCUCAUAUUGAGGUUGCCAAGAGCAUGCACCGUCUUGCCAAUUGCUCUACCGACCGUCUAUCUCUGGGUAGUAGACACGCUGGCGCUGAAGCGUGGAACUUGGGUGAUCGAGGCUGGUACGAAGACUGGGUUAACCCUAUGGCCUGGCUUGGAGAUUGAAGAAGCCCUCUUCUUUCUGCUCACCAACAUGCUGAUCGUGUUUGGCUUGGUUGCUUUCGACAACGCGGUCGCCAUUCUUAAUGCCUUUCCCGCACAUUUCCCAAAUGUGCCCAGUCUACCCUCGCCUUUCUUGCUGGUGCGAGCGCUGCUUGUACCAGCUCUUGCAUACGACGACGAUCGGAUACUUGGAAUCGAGCAAGCCACCGAGCGACUGCAGAACAAGUCUCGCAGCUUCUUCCUCGCUAGCAGCACCUUCCAGGGUCGAUUGAGGUUGGACCUGAUCAUGCUGUACUCAUUUUGUCGAGUCGCAGAUGAUUUAAUUGACAACGCUGCGUCCGUGAAAGAAACGAAAGAGUGGCAGCAGAAACUCAAAAAGUAUCUUGAUCUGUGUUACGGCCCGGCAGAGACGACCAAGGACGGAAAAGUAAUACAGCCCAAGGACAUGAACAGAGGCGUGGCAACACGCUACAUCGUACAGAACUUCCCACCAGAGACGCAACUGACACUCCUUCUCCUACCCACACAUCGACUGGACAAGGAACCGCUGUACGAACUGCUCAAAGGAUUCCACAUGGACUUGACAUUUUCUGACAAGAAAGGCUCAGGACCGAUCAGAUCAGAGGAAGACCUCGAUCUUUAUGGCGCACGAGUCGCCGGGACGGUCGCUCUCUUAUGCAUUCAGCUGGUGCUCUACCGCUACCCUGGCAUUUCGGACGCAAAAGCAAGACGACUGAUGUCUGCUGGUCACAACAUGGGCAUUGCAUUACAGUACACUAAUAUUGCACGGGACCUGGGUGUCGAUGCUGAGAUUGGCCGAUGUUACGUGCCACCCAGUUGGCUGAAGAAGGAGAAGCUCACAUCAGAGACGUUCAUCACCGGUCAGACCAAGGCUGCAUCAUCCUCAGAACCAGACGACUUCUUCUUGAAGAAGGUGGAACUGAUCAGACACCGCCUCCUCGACCGCGCAUUCGAAUUCUACAGCAAAAGCGUCGGUGCGAUAGAAGAGCUUCCAAGGCCUGCCCGUGCUCCUUUGCGUGUUGCUGUGGAAAGCUACAUGCAGAUCGCCCGCGAACUUCGAAGGCCCGGAUACAAAGUCAAGGCUGGAAGAGCGACGGUUCCAAGGUGGAAACGCAUUCUGGUUGCGUGGAGGACGUUACUAGGACCCAGACCGAGGCAGAAGGAGGAGUAA